CUGCCUCUGCAGCUUUAUUCCUCAUCUCCUUCAAUGGUGACUGAGUUCCUCCCGCCCGGGCUGCCAGCCAGAGCGAGAAGGCCUCACUAGGACGGGUUUCCAGGAGCUCCAUGGCAUCUCCCAGGACUAUCACCAUCAUCACCCUCUCCGUGGCCCUGGGGCUCUUCUUCAUCUUUAUGGGGACCAUCAAACUGACCCCUCGGCUCAGCAGAGAUGCUUACAAUGAGAUGAAACGAGCGUAUAAAAGCUACGUGCGGGCCCUCCCCAUGCUAAAGAAGAUGGGAAUCAGCUCCAUCCUUCUCCGCAAGAGCAUUGGUGCCCUAGAAGUAGUGUGUGGCAUUGUCAUGACACUGGUGCCUGGUCGCCCCAAAGACGUGGCAAACUUUCUCCUCCUCCUCCUUGUGCUGGCCGUGCUAUUUUUCCACCAGCUAGUGGGGGAUCCACUCAAGCGUUAUGCUCAUGCCUUAGUCUUUGGGAUCCUGCUUACGUGUCGUCUGCUCAUUGCCCGCCAGCCUGAGGAGCAGCCACCAGAAAAGAGGAUCCUCUCAGUGAACGGGGAUGAGCAGCCACUCAUCCAAGAAGCAGCUUCUGAGAAAGGCAAAAUGAAGGUAUCCUAGUUGAGUGCAUGUGAAAAACACAGACCCUCGAGGCAGCUCUCUCCAAAAUCACUCAGAAUUUUUUUUUUUUUAUUUACCUAUUU
This is a messenger RNA of Calypte anna (Anna's hummingbird), 700 nucleotides long. RefSeq names its product transmembrane protein 35A (gene TMEM35A). The coding region runs from base 111 to 617 and encodes 168 amino acids. Gene Ontology annotation, cellular component: endoplasmic reticulum. Lineage: Eukaryota; Metazoa; Chordata; Aves; Apodiformes; Trochilidae. The record is from RefSeq and is a predicted model, not a curated record. Gene Ontology annotation, biological process: positive regulation of protein localization to cell surface; chaperone-mediated protein complex assembly. The transcript is spliced from 2 exons. Gene Ontology annotation, molecular function: acetylcholine receptor regulator activity.